This is a messenger RNA of Trichogramma pretiosum, 5281 nucleotides long. It is a transcript of the gene MFS17, whose product is annotated as sialin. The coding region runs from base 2074 to 3732 and encodes 552 amino acids. The record is from RefSeq and is a predicted model, not a curated record. Gene Ontology annotation, biological process: transmembrane transport; monoatomic anion transport. Gene Ontology annotation, molecular function: transmembrane transporter activity. The transcript is spliced from 8 exons. Gene Ontology annotation, cellular component: plasma membrane. NCBI's taxonomy places the organism in Eukaryota, Metazoa, Arthropoda, Insecta, Hymenoptera, Trichogrammatidae.
GCAAAAAAAAAAUCGGAGCGAAAAAGCUCGAUCGGGAAAAGAUUCUUACACCGGGUGCAUGUGUUGCAACAUUCGCUCUCUCUCUUACUCUCGUCGGUCGUUACAUGAUCAAUGAUUUCGUGCGCUCGUUCUACAUAUAACGACAGCAGCUUGCAGCACGGAUGCAAUGCACUGCAACAUCAGCAGCAGCAUUAUUAUUUCCGCGAAUGCGAGUACUACACGCGCCGUGCCGCGCGCUCUCUACGAGCCACUCGAGCGCUUGCGCGUGCGAAAAGCUCUCUAUAGUAUCUCCAGAUACGUAUCGCUCUUCGGGGAGGGUAGUUGCUCCUUUCUCGCCAGCAGCAACGACGGCGACGAGUCACGAUCAUAAUAAUGACAAUAAUAGUAACGACGAUAGCAAUCGGCAGCAGGCCGCCUGAAGCGCGAACGGGGGGCGUCUCGUUGUUGGAAAAUGCAGUAGGUAGCAAUUUCCUUGCGCGCGUGUCUCGCUCUCUCUCUUUCUUCGUGGUAAUGCACACAUGCAUAUACGUGCAGCCGAUCAGUGCAGCAAAAUCGAUCGAUAUAUCGAGCUGACUUUCAAUCGUACACGUAGCCGCAUACGUGUGGCUCUCUCGCUAUGCCAUGUCAUGUCUGUCUGUCUGUGUCCGUGUGUGGGCACACAAGUCUAUGCAAUAAAGUUGCAUAUACAUAGUUCGCGACCCAAUGCCGACGACAACGCGUCGAUCGUGUGCCAAAGUGAGCGACGCAUUAUAUACAGCCACUGUUAUAUCGAUCGCGCGCGUCGGCACGAACGAACGAAUGAAAAAAAAAAUUGCGCGCCGCUCGAUCCGCCUCUAUAAAACGCGAGCUACCGAGCUUGCGACGAGAGCGAAAGAUUUGUCCGCAUCGAUAUGCGUGCUCCGCUGCCGCCACUGCGCGUUUAAUAUAUAUAAAUAUGCGGCAAGACUACUCCCUUUUCAUGGCCCCCGCGUCUCGUUUAUUAUAGCUCGUGCGGCUGCACUCGUACGUAUGAAUAUUUAAUUUAAAUAUAUACGUCGUCGGGCGCUGAUACGAUACGCGAGUAGCCGCUAUUGGCUCGCAGCCUCGCUCUCGGCGCUUUUUAAGCUCUCUAUAUAACGUAAAUGCGGUCCCCGCCUCGAGUCUAUAUGAGAUACCGUCACGUGCAGUCCGAAACACGUGACAUUUUUCGCCGCCGCCGCAGCCGUCGUCGCAAGUCAUGGUCUUUUAUAAGUGUGUCCGUGUGUCUGUGUAUGUUGUGCAGCGUCGCUCUUGUUAUAUUAUUAGGAGAGGAGAGAAGUCGAUGCGUCUGCGUUUAGUCGAGUCGGUUGUUGUGAUGAGUCAAGACUAUACAAGACGACGCGACGACGAUUAAAAAACAAUACGGCAAUUCGCAUUAUCGGCCAAUGUUAUAAUGUAAAUAUACAUAACGUGUAUACUCGGCCUGCUAGCAUGACCGGCACAAUUCGAGCGAUACAAUAUGCAUCGCCGUCGUCGUCGCGCAUAGAUAUGCAUUGUUACAAGCUCACCGAUCACGAUACUCUGGCGCACAUACAACAAAAGUGCACGUCUCAUCGGAUUUUAUUAUCGAUGACAGCUGUACUACUACCAUCAUUAUGUAAUUUGGCCCCACACGCGAUCGUUCGAUAUCUUUUUGGCAGACGGAGAGCGAGCGAAAAAUCAGAGCCGCGUCUCUCUCGUAAUAAGCAGCAGCGGCUUAGAGUUAGCUCGCCCUCGCGCACACGCGGAAAUUACGAAAUUUUACGGCUCGAGUGCGACGAGCUCCUCUUCUCCUCUCCUAAAUUUGCGAGCUACUCACACACAGACACACACACAUAUAUAUAUGUAAGCUCGUCUGCUGCUGGUGGGGCAUAAAUAAUUCCAGACGCACGUAUAUACACGCUCUCGUGUAAACGUUAUAAGCCACAGAGUUUAGCCACGCGAGAGCACACCACUACGCUACAUAUUACACAUUCGUCGAUGUUAUAUUAUAUACCGAAUCUGAGGUGACUUGAAGCGAGCUCGGUGAAGAAUCAGCUCCGCCAAGCCUGCUGGUACAUCUACUUUAUCGUCACAAUGACCAAUCCGGAAAGGCUGGAGGAGCCACGGGCCUGCAAGAGGACGAUCCUCUUCCAGUUCCAGCGGCUGGCCGAUCUCGUGCCGGCCCGCUACGUCCUCUACAUGCUGUCGUUCACGGGCUUCGUCGUGUCCUUCAUGAUGCGCAUGGACAUGAACAUGGUGAUCGUGCAGAUCCUGCGCAAGGAGAAGGAUCGCGUGGUGCCGGUCUGCUCCACCAGCCAGCCGGACGACAUCGUCAACGGAAGCUACUACAACUCGACCGAGCGUAUGUUGGCCAACGACGCGAUGAAUCGCGAUCGCUUCGACUGGAGCACCGACGUCGAGAUCUGGAUAAUCAACAGCUUCUACUGGUGCUACCUGCUGUCCCAGGUGGCGGGGGGCAUGCUCACCCAGCGCUUCGGCACCAAGCUCGUGUUCGGCGGCUCGCAGUUCGCCACGGCCAUCUGCAGCCUGCUCAUACCCGAGGCGGCCUACAUCGGCUACGUUCCCGUCGUAAUUUUGCGCAGCAUUCAGGGCGUAGCGAGCGGCCUGACGUGGCCAGCCAUGUACGCCGCGGUGGCCCACUGGAUACCCCUCGACGAGAGAUCGCGUUUCAUGUCUUCGUUUCAAGGCUUCAGCUUCGGCAUCGGCAUCAUCUACCCGCUGGCAGGCUUUAUCAUGACCCAUUACCACUGGAAGUACGUGUUCUACACGACGGGCAGCAUCGGCGUGCUCUGGAGCUUGGCCUGGUACCUGUUCGCCUACGACACGCCCUCCAGCCAUCCCCGUAUAUCGCCCAUGGAGUAUCAGCUCAUACAGGGCAGCAUCGGCGAGUACACCAAUCCCAACCUCGUAACCGUGCCUUGGAAAAAGAUCCUGAAAUCGUGGCCGUGCUGGUCGAUCGGCCUGACGACCUUCGGACGCAUCUGGGUGCACUACGUGUUCAUCGUCAACGGCCCCAAGUACAUGGAGAACGUGCUCGGGCUCAACAUACAAACGAACGGUAUCCUUAACGGACUGCCCUUCAUCCUGAGUUACAUCACCUCGGUGGGAUUCUGCUGGGUCGGCGACGUGCUGGUGCGCUCCAACACCAUGAGUCUGCUGAACGUGCGAAAAUUGUUCACUGCUCUUGCCCAAGUCGUGCCGGGAAUCCUCACUAUCGUCAUCGGGUUGUUCGGCUGCAACGUCGCCGGGGCCCUGACCUUCUGGUUCAUCGCGGUUGCGCUGAUCACCGCUGCCUACGCCGGCGCCAUGGCCAACGUCGUCGACAUCGCGCCCAACUACGCCGGGCCCGUGCUGGCCUUCGCCCAGACCAUACACAUGUGCGCGAGCUUCAUAUCGCCCGCGGUGGGCACCUACCUCACCAAGGACCAGAGCCUCGAGUCCUAUCAGAAGUACUACCAGCUGACGGCCGUCGUGUCGUGUCUCACCUACGGCUUCUUCCACUUCAAGGGCUCGGCCGACGUGCAGUCCUGGAACUAUCCGGACGAGAAGCUGCCCCAGCCGGCCGCUGGCCAGGAGGAGGCCCAGUCGCCGCUCAACGACGACGCCGACGCCGAGGAUCAGGACGAAGAGGAGGACGAGGGGGAGACCGUCGGUGAGCUGCCGAGGAGGGCGGCCGAGCUCAACAGGAGCAGAGGUUCCCAGGAAACCGAGUCCCGUGCCGGACGCGAUUAGCCCACAGACCCUCCCCCCUUUUUUUUCACUUUGUUUUUUCUCGCCCACACUUUUUCCAAAACGAAAAACAGAAAAAAACUAUACGCUUUUUAACGGUACUUCUUCCAUAUGUUUAAUGUUAAAUCUUUGUCACGUGUGCACACGACGCAACAACGACAAAAACGAGAAAAAAAGUAGAAAAAAAACAGAAUAAUUACGCAGAACACACACAGGAUCGUUUUCGUGCAUAAACAUGACAUAUUGAUAUAAAUGGAUAAAAUAUAAAAGUUAGUCUUAUGUAUUCGUAUUACGCGCUUAUUACUUGAACUUUCCGCUCAAACCGACGACUACGAGAGCGCACGCAAUUUAUAUAUGUAUAUUUUUUUUCUUUCACUGCGCGCCGAGUCGUUUUAAAUAAUGAAACUAAACAAAUAUAUACAAGAGCCGCGACUUACAUAGAUAGCGAUUUAUUUUCUAUAAUAAACGGACUAUUUUCUUAAAGCUGUACUUUUUAGUCUCUCUCGGUUGAUCUACUUGUGUAUAUAUGUGCUGUCGUUGAUUGUAAGCAUUUUUUUUCCUUUUGUUUACGACAAUACUACUUACACCUUUCAAAAAAAAAACAACUAAAAAAACAAAAAGAGAUGACCUGAUAAUAUUAUGUAAUGUAAAAUACACUCAAUGUGCUCAAAUGUGAUCAAAGUAGAUUUAUCAUGUAAUCGAGAAAUAGACGUACAUUUAUUAAGCUACGAGAAACAAACAGAAAACGUUGUAACAAAAUUAAAAAGCAGCAGUGUGAUACUUAAUAUGAAUGCGUAUAAGAGAAUCGAAUUCUAACAAUAGUGAAUAUUUCUUAUAUUAAGAGUAUUUGUUGUAUUUCCAAGUGCAUACUUAAAAAAGAAAUAUAGAUAUGUAUACACACACGCGCGCGUACGUAUGUAUAUAUAAUAAUAUGAUUUAUAACGAAGGCUUGAUUUUCGAGCAAUACUUUUUUAUAAUGACCAAAUAUUAUUUUCGAAUUGUAUACGCGGUAUACGAUUCGUCAUGCAGUAUAUAUUAUAUAGAAGAGAGAUAGUAAAGGCGAUUGUCGUGCUAUUACAUUUUUAGAGUAUAUAAUAUAUUCACAUGCGUUUGAAGAGCAGAAAAAAAUUUUUUAAGUGAGCGAGAUAGCGGGAGGCGCGCAUUUGGACGCGAGGAAGAAAGAGAGAGGUAGAGAAGAAAAUAAUUGCGAAUGAAAUAUUUACUAAGGCGUACACAAAACAAAUUGUAAAGUUUAUUUUUUUGUCAAUCGAGUAUGCGGAUUUCGUUAUUUGAAAUCUUUAUUAUGUACUUAUGAAUAUAUUGAAAAAAUAUUAUCGAUAAAAAUGACUUCUGCUGCGUCGAUUCGCAUGAAAAAAAAUUAAAAUAAUAAUAAUUUUAAUAGUAAUAAUACUUAAUAAUAAAAUAUUAUUAAUAACUAGAAAGAGGUGAAUUCUUACAAUCGUCUAUAUCGAUGUUAUUCUUAAGAGCGAAAGUACACAUUUGAUAUAUAUACGAGAUUGUAUAUUGAAUCUAUUAAUGUAAUGGAAUGUCA